Messenger RNA from Rubroshorea leprosula, 909 nucleotides. The record is from the annotation of a GenBank genome assembly. NCBI's taxonomy places the organism in Eukaryota, Viridiplantae, Streptophyta, Magnoliopsida, Malvales, Dipterocarpaceae.
AGUUGUUGAUGGUAGAAACGUUUGACGGCUUAUUCGGUUUUUUGUUUCCUUUUUGUUGGGCCAGACUUGGUUUGGCCCAGAAUGCGGGAAACACUGACUCGAAGGUGGUCGAAGGCCGUUUUCCAUGCAGCCGAUAACGGCGACGAGGAGUAAUCGGCGAUGGAGGGGAAAGUGAAGGAAGAAGUAAUGAAGAGCAUAACGGAGGGACUGUCAUCUAUGGAAGACCUCUACUUCCCUCGCGCACUUCUGUCGUCGGCUUCCCAUCCCUCCCAACGGAAGUCCAUCCUCCUCGACCUACUCUUUCGCGUUGUCACCAUCUUCUUGGAGACAUUGAUGAGGAGGUCAGAGGAAGCAAUGUUGAUUGCAAAGAUUAGGGAGGAGCAGUGGAGGCAGGGCGUGGCUGAGGCAGACUGGGUUGGCUAUGAGAGAUACCGAAAACAACAAGAAGAAGGGGAAGUGGAGAAGGAGGAAGAAGAAGAAGUGAGGAGUGCAUCUUGCAGAGAGCAAAAUGUGGAGAUGGUUUCUGCUGAAGACAUGCAAGAUGGGAUGGAACAGUUUACCUACAUCAUGCAGCAGAAGUUUCUCUCUGGUGAAGAUCAUCAAUAUUUAGAUUACUCAAAAAUAGAUGAGGAUGAGACCUUGGACGAUCAUUGGCUUAGAGAAGCUAACCAUGAUGCUGAGGAGAAAUGUUUUGCUAAAUAUUAACAACAAAAAGUCACAUUAACUUAUUGCUGAAGUGUCAGAGCUAACCUUUGGUUUAUUGGCAGGUAUUUGCUUGUGUAAUUUUAUGCCUUUUUGUACAAAUGGUAUGUGAUCAGAUGUUUUGAAUAGUUUGAGGCUAUUGUGAAAAUUUGCUAUUAUCAUUUAUCAGCCCUAGUAUCUAGUCUAGAAUUAAGUUUUUGAGUGAUU